AAAAAAAAAAAAGACAGCGACUGCGAAUUACUUCCAGAGAAAGUGGGUGGAUGUUGUGCAGCAGCGACCUGGGAUUUUAGGGGAUGCACCCUUACAUUUUGCUUCUCUCUAGUCCGAGCCUCCCUUCUCCGGGGGCAGAAAGCGGCUGUACUUGGCAGUAACAAAACAGAAGGAGGAAUAAGCAAGGGGAUUUCGCUCAGCAGUGCUCGCAGUGUCCUACUGAUCUGCUUCAAGGAUUUUUUUUUUUCUUUUCCUGUUGGAUGUUGUUUUCUUGACCUUGAUUUUGAGACGUCUUAGUUGCAUCGCAGUUUUUGUGGUUUUAUUUCCUUCGGUGAAAAGUGGAAAGGGGGAGGCUGGCUUCGGUGCUGAAAGUUGCAAUCGUUAUUAUUUUGGAGCCAGCAUGUGCACCAACAUAGUCUACGAGUGGCUGAAGACCCUGCAGCUACCCCAGUACGCGGAAUCCUUCGUCGAUAAUGGCUACGACGACCUGGAGGUCUGCAAGCAGAUCGGCGACCCGGACCUGGAUGCCAUCGGCGUGGCCGUGCCCCACCACAGGCGCCGAAUCCACGAAGCCGUGCGGCGGCUGAAGGAGGCGGACGAGACGGCGGCGGGGCUGUACUUCACGCUGGAGCCGCAGCCGCCGCCGCGGCCGGCGCCCCCCGCGGCCGGGCUGCCCCCGCCGGGCGGGAGGUCCGGAGGAGCCCCGGCGGGGGCGGCUCCCCCGGCCCGGCCCGGCGGACGGCGUGGGGGAACCUGCGGCGAGGGGCUGACCGCCUACCCCAGGCUGAAGCUGAAGAUCAUGAUACGGGACAAGCUCAUCCGCGACGGCAUCAACCUGAGUAAACCCCCCUACUCCAACAAGGAUGGAUCACUGGGAAAUAUUGAUGAUCUGGCACAGCAGUAUGCAGACUACUAUAACACCUGCUUCACAGAUGUAUGUGAGAGGAUGGAAGAGCUGCGCAAGCGGAGGGUCUCCCAAGACCUUGACUUGGAGAAACCUGAUGUGAGUCCUACAUCUCUACAGCUGCGAUCCCAGAUUGAGGAGUCACUUGGUCUCAGCAGCACAGCAUCAACACCCGACACUGAAAGAAAGCUCUCCAUUCAUAAAUCAAGCUCGGAAGAAGGCUCUGUAGGGAAAGCAGACUGGAAAAAGAAAAAUAAGUUUUUUUGGCAGAAUUUCCGAAAGAACCAGAAAGGACUAAUGAGGCAGACUUCGAAAGGAGAGGAUGUAGGGUAUGUGGCCAGUGAGAUCACGAUGAGUGAUGAGGAACGGAUCCAACUGAUGAUGAUGGUCAAAGAGAAGAUGAUCACCAUCGAGGAAGCACUUGCUAGGCUGAAGGAGUAUGAAGCCCAGCACAGGCAAUCCAGUAAUGUAGAUCCUGCAGAAUGGCCUGAUGGUUCUUACUCAACAUUUGAUGGCUCUUCCAAUUGUAAUUCAAGAGAACAAUCCGAUGAUGAAACAGAGGAAUCGGUGAAGUUUAAGAGGUUGCACAAGCUGGUGAAUUCUACUCGCAGAGUCAGGAAGAAACUCAUAAGAGUUGAAGAAAUGAAAAAACCCAGCACAGAAGGUGUGGAAGAGCACUCACUUGACAACUCUCCUAUAGUGGAUGACAGAUCAGCACUUUACUCUGGAGUUCACAAGAAGCAAUUCUACUUUGACAGCUCCUGUGAAAAGCAGCCAGAGGACGACUCGGACUCACUUACUACUUCUCCCUCAUCCAGCAGUCUUGAUAUGUGGGGAGCUAACCGGAAGCUGGUGAAGACCUUCAGCAAAACUGAUAGCCGUGGCCUUAUCAAGCCUCCCAAGAAACUUGGGACAUUUUUCUCUUACCCAGAAGAGGAGAAGUCCCAGAAAGUUUGCCGCUCCUUGACAGAUGGAGAAAUGAAGAAGAGCCUUGGCUCGCUGAGCCAUGGGGUAAGUACAGAAAGCAUUUGCUUUUAUGACAGCAACAGGCACAAGCACCAUCUUCUGGUGUCCCUGGAGGAGAUUCAGAGUGUAAGGAAGCAGAUCCGAUUGAAGAAAAUGGAUACUAACUAUUCCUGUUCCAGAGCUUUUCUUUGCCAGCGCCCUGCUAGGAAAGGAGUAUCCCCCACACCUUGCGACCUGCAAUUGCUGCGGCACAAAACGAAAGGGGGUGGAGGUUGUGGCUUCCCAAACAGAAGGCUACGAGGCCGCACUUCUGUCAGCGAGUUCAAUAUUACCUAUGUGGUGGAGAGAAGCCUGUACAGUCACCUCAACCUCUCACAGCUGGUGCGUCCCGUUACUGACAGGACCCUGAGCAAGGCCGACAAGCAGGACCUGAGGAGAUGCCUGCUGGAGGAGGAUGAGGAGGCCAAGAGGAAGUGGGCUGCCACAGUGGAUCGCUGUACUAAAAGGGUUCUCUUGAGAAUCCACCAAAAGUCUAGAACCUGUAGCUUUGGAGGAUUUGACUUGACAAAUCGUUCCCUUCAUAUUGGAAACAGUUCUGACCAAAUGGGCAAAGAAGGAGACUUUGUUUAUAAAGAAGUGAUUAAAUCACCCUCUGCUUCCCGUAUAUCUCUGGGUAAAAAGGUGAAGUCUGUAAAAGAAACCAUGAAGAAAAGGAUGUCUAAAAAAUACAGCAGCUCUCUAUCUGAACAGGAGUCCAGCCCUGGGGUCAUGCCAGGUUCUCCGCAGUCGCCACCACCAGACAGCGACUCCCUGGACAAACCCAAGCUGAAAGCCGGUGGCUCAGUAGAGAGCCUGAGGAGUUCCUUAAGCGGUCAGAGCUCAAUGAGUGGUCAGACAGUGAGCACAACAGAUUCCUCGACCAGCAACAGGGAGAGUGUGAAAUCAGAAGACGGUGAUGAUGAAGAGCCUCCUUACAGAGGACCUUUUUGUGGAAGAGCCAGGGUUCACACUGAUUUUACUCCAAGUCCUUAUGAUACAGAUUCUCUGAAGCUCAAGAAGGGUGACAUCAUUGAUAUAAUCAGCAAACCCCCCAUGGGCACUUGGAUGGGCCUGUUGAACAACAAAGUUGGCACUUUCAAAUUUAUCUAUGUGGACGUGUUAAAUGAAGAGGAAGAGAAGCCGAAGCGGCCCACCAGGAGGCGUCGAAAAAGCAGACCACCCCAGCCCAAGUCAGUUGAGGAUCUCUUGGAUCGCAUCAACUUAAAGGAGCAUAUGCCCACUUUUCUAUUCAAUGGUUAUGAAGAUCUGGAUACCUUUAAGCUUUUAGAAGAAGAAGAUUUGGACGAACUGAACAUUCGAGAUCCUGAGCACAGAGCUGUUCUUCUCACAGCAGUGGAACUUCUACAGGAAUAUGAUAGUAACAGCGACCAGUCAGGAUCUCAGGAGAAACUUCUCAUUGAAGGCCAAGGCCUAACCGGAUGCUCUCCUCGGGAUUCUGGCUGCUACGAGAGCAGUGAAAACCUGGAGAAUGGUAAAACUCGAAGAACCUGUCUUCUGCCCUCAAAAUCAGCAAGUGACCAUAGCUUUAAGGAUUUCAGCAAAAACCAGCUAUCAAAUUAUCCCACGCUUCCACUGACCAAGUCAAUAGAAACUCUACAGCAUGGGGAAAAAGGGUUGGGUUGUGCACAUCAUGCUCUGAAGAGCUCUGUCCAACCUCCAGCCACCACAGGUCUGAAGAAGAACCGCAGAAGUUUACCGGUUGCCGUCUGUCGGAGCUAUGAAACUCUGGAUGGACCUCAGGAUGUAGAUACGUGGCCAAGAUCCCACUCACUGGAUGAUCUCCAGGGAGAAUCCAAUGCUAACCUACAGGACACUAGCAAGCAAGUAGGGUCUUUUCCUCAGGAUUCACUGGAUAUAGCAAAAAAGGCAACUGGCUCUGCCCUGCCGCCUCGCCCUCGUGGAGGCAGCUGUGUGGUAGAUGACUUCAUGGCUAAGCAGGGUAAGGGAGCUGCUAGUUCUCAGAAGGGAAGAGCUAAGGAAUUGGACUGCUCUAUAAUGGAAACUGCAGGUGGAAAGCCUCCUCCAUUCCCCCUGAAAAACUAUGAAGCUCAGCCUGCCUUAGUGAUGCAUCAUGCCGCUGAAAAUACAAGGAUGCCUCUGGAAAUACAAAGUAAAGGCUUUCAUGACCUUGCACGGGCUGAUUAUGCUCCAGUCCUCAAGGGAGGUCUAGAAGCUGAGCAAAAAGGCACAAAUGAGGCAAGAAUGCAACCAAAAAAUCCGUCUCAACCGCCACCUGUCCCUGCCAAAAAAUGCCGAGAACGCCUUUCUAAUGGAUUAUACCAUCCUCCCAUGACCACAAGUGGGAACCACUCAAGUCUAGAAGCACCAUGUUUGCCAGUAAAAAAGACCAGCUCAUCCAGUCCCAUUGAUUGUCAUGGAGUACCUGUCCAUAGGACAUCCUCUGAACAUGAGCCCAGUACCCCUCCUAGCCCACUGCCACCUUGGCUGUCGGAGCUCCCAGAGACUGCUAGUGUUCAGCAGCAUGUGGUAAAGCUAGGUCCUGCUUCAGCGAGGAAAGUCUCUUGUAGCAGGGGAAUGGAUCUGGAAAUGGUGAUAGAAAACAAGUUGCAGUCUGAAGACAUUGAUCUUACUGAAGAACCGUACUCAGACAAGCAUGGUCGCUGUGGCAUUCCUGAGGCUUUGGUACAGAGGUACUCUGAAGACUUGGAGCAGCCUGAAAAGGAUGUUGCCACAAAUCUGGACCAAAUCCGGGUUAAGCAGCUGAGGAAGCAGCAUCGCAUGGCAAUUCCAAGUGGAGGACUCACUGAAAUUUGCCGUAAACCUAUAUCCCCAGGACUCAUCACCUCUGUAUCUGACUGGCUGAUUUCCAUUGGUCUGCCUAUGUAUUCCAGCCUGCUCACAGAAGCAGGAUUCAACACACUGAGCAAAGUGCCUUCUCUGUCACAAACUUGCCUUCAAAAAGCUGGCAUCACAGAGGAAAGGCACAUAAGCAAGCUCCUGGCAGCAGCAAGACUCUUAAAACCUCUUGAUCCGGAGGCAAUUUUACAUGCUCCAUAGUGUGACAUUGCCUGCUUGAGAAUUCACUGCUUCUUCCUGCACCAGUAUUGCUCUAAUUACUUCACAUAGCUAAAGGGAUCAAGGAAGUGGCUCCCAAGGACAGGCAGAUAUCUUCUUCAGAUGAUAUGAAAGUCUUUGGCAACUGAAGGAGAAGAGAAGCAACCACCAGGUAACACAGAUGUGGUACUUCACUCCCCCGUCACUCCCAUCUAAAGUAUUCUUAUUUCAUAAAAUGCACAGGGUUGUCCUGAGAACCAGACAGCUUCACAGAAUUAGGGACCCUUGCACAUUUUCCUCAAGUUUGUGAUAGUGAUACUAGUAAGAGGUCUCCUGUACAUCUAGGUUCCAGGUACAGGCCGAGGCGCAAAUUCCAGUAGAAGCUGUUUGGCAAAUGCCUUUUGUUUAUUUUAGUCUAGAACUAAACACAAAGCCCUCCCCGGUCAUCUUUGCUGUUGCUUGGUAGUGUUCCCAAUAUGCCACACAGCCUUUAGCUAGGCCAAAGUUAAUGGACUGGAAUUAGUUUUCAGCGUGGUCCAUCUCUGUCACUCCAAUGCAACUAACCCAUGGAGAGUCAGAAAGCUUCUUUUUAUUUGUACAGAGCUGAGGUCAUUUUUAUAACUGCUUUCUAGCAAUCAGCUUUUUAUUUGCCUUAAAAUAAGCUUUUAAGCAGUUACCUAGUGUUCACUUACCCAUAUUCACAUUUCCCAAGCCUAGUUUCCACCUGUCACCCUUAAGUUACACUUAGGGUGAUUUCCAGCUGAAGUAGCUUCUAUAAAAUGCCUCAUCAUAACACCUUCUGUGUUGUAGAGAUGCUUUUACAAAUGCAGGGUUAUGCUAGGUUUUGAUUGUCAGGUUAACUUCUUGUUCACUACCGUCUGCAUUUAAUGUUGUUACUAAACUGUUCCAAGAUAUACUGCCUUGUAUAUAUGUAACUGCUUUUCAUUUUAAUCAUAUUCUGUGUACUGUGUUUUAUUGUCAAUCAUUAUGCUGCAGCUUUGACUUGGUAUCCUGACCAUAUUGAUUCCAAACAGUGGAUUUCUGCAAAUGAAAAAUCGCUUGCAUUGAAAAAGCAAAUUGCGUCCCACAGAAAUCAUCAAAUCCAGUAAUGCCAUUGCAUGGACAAAAAAGAUUCUAUUAUAGUCUCAUGAAUGACACUGUGAUUUUCAGAACAGUUGAUACCCAUCCUGAGUGCAUUAAUGUUACCUCUCACUAAAAGAGAGCACUGUUCUGGCAAAUGUGGUGAACCAUUUUUCCAUGAUGUAAUAUUUUUCUGCCUAAAUCCAUGUGAAAUUUCCCAGUCGCCCAUCUGGCUAAUGACAAAUUUUAUUUUUCUAUAUUGGGUACACAUUUUAUAUACCAAAUACAGAUUAUCAUGAAUAGCACAUAACCAGCUUAUCCUUUGGGGUCUAUAUGUAGUGUGUCCUUCAGCUUCUUGUAAUACAAAUACUCCAUGGAAGGCAGAGCAAGCUUACUCUGGCAGGUAAAGGGGAGGUAGUGUAGAAACCUGGGCACAGGGCAGCAUGUGUGACUAUUUCCAAUAUCAGUUCUGAUGUCAAUUUACUGUAUAAAACCAGACAAGGCACUUUGCUAUUUGGUGCCUCAGUUAUCCCAGCUUCAUACUGAGCUAAUGAUUUCUCCUCAUAAAAUGCUCUCGGAUUGAUGCAUGAAAAAUUAUGUUUACUCCUUAAGGAUUCCUUACUAUAUCUGAUCCUUUCAUAGUCAUGUUUUAAGUCACACGAAUAUGCAUUUGACUACAGAUGAUAACUGAUUUGGCUCCUGGUAGAAUUGAAAAGGUAUUAGGUUUACUUUCCUCAUUUUGUAUUUCACCGCUGUCUACUUCAAACCAUCAUAUGAAGGCAACUAAUUCACUGAUGUAACUCGAGAUUACUCUCAAGUCAAUCUCUGUAAUGAUCUCCUUAUUGUGUGGAUAAUCAACAUGUUCUAGUAUGACAGCAUCAGGAAACAUACAGCCAGUGGUGUUUUGUACAGUUGGUGAAAAUCUGGUGUGGCCUCACCUUGAGUACUGUGUGAAAUGUUGGGCACCACAGUUUAAAAAGACAUGAAGCUAUUAGGGACCAUCCAAAGGAGGGCCACAAGAAUGGUGAAGGGUCUGGUGGGGAAGCCUUAUGAGGAGCAACUGAGUUCACUUGGUCUGUUCAAUCUGGAGGAGACUGAGGGGAGACCUCAUUGGUGGUCUUCAGUAUCCUCACAAGGGGAAGUGAAGGGGCAGGUACCAAUCUCUUCACUCUCAUGGCCACUGACAGGACUCGAGGAAACAGAAUGAAGCUGAGUCAGCGGAAGUUUAGGCUGGAUAUCAGGAAAAGGUUUUUCACCCAAAGGGUGGUUGGGCACUGGAACAGGCUCCCCAGGGAAGUGGUCACAGCACCAAGCCUGACAGAGUUCAAGAAGCAUUUGGACAAUGCUCUCAGGGACAUGGUGUGAUUCUUGUGGUGUCCUGUGCAGGGCCAGGAGUUGGACUCAAUGAUCCUGAUGGGUCCCUUCCAACUCUCAAUAUUCUAUGAUUCUUAAAAAAAAAGAAAAAAUGAAGUGUUUUUUAAAUAAUGAUAAUUUGUCUGUUGUUGGUCUCUGAGGCUUACAUGGCGACUAUCAGCAAGCAGGAAAUGGAAAGAGUAUUGAGACUUCCUGGGAUUGCUGGCAGGGAUGAGAACAGAGUAGAAUUAAGUAGACAGCAGCUAUAUUGGAGCAAGAGAAAAGUCCAAGCUGGCUAUAGGCAACAAAACAGAACAAAAAAAAAAAACAAAAAAAAGGAAACAAAUUUCCUUAUGUUGCAGGGAAGGCAAGUUGUAUAGUAAAGCUCUUCCAUAUUAAUUACUUUUCCUGCUCUUAUUAACAGAAGGAGAAUUAUGAGAAUAAUCUGAACCUGUGUGCCAAACACUCCUGGUAAAUCCAUAGAUUAUGUGACCCAGGGAAACCAAAUCACACCCAUCACGUCUAGAGUGAGCAGUUUGAGAUUUUUGAGUUUUAGUUAUUAUUUUGUUUUCUUUUAAAGACUAUGCUUUGUGGUCUCAUUUGAAUUACAAUUUUAGUUUAUGUUUUAAUCUAAAAAAAAGCCUUAAGCUUCUCAGUGUUUGAGCUUCCCUGCUGUGGUUUCAGUGAUCUGUGGCAUUCCCCAAGCAAGUGAGAUGGUGUGUGGUAUGAGAGCCAUAGCCACUUGCAUCUUCUUGCAGUCAUUCAGUGCUCUAAGCAACAGCUCACUCAUUAACUCUUGGGAAGCACGGAAGAAACCUGCUGCUGGAAUCUUCUCUGCUCUGCUCAGGCUAACAACGUUACGUAUCUAUCCACUGUAUCUUAGUAACUCAAACAGCUAUUUAACAAUAGAAGCAGCAAAUCCAAAAUAUUACUAAAUGUCACCGUAACCAUAAGCUUUGAUCAAUAACCCACUGUUGUUACCCAGGUGGCAAUGCUCUCAUACAAGCCUGGCUUUGGAUGCAAACUGGGAGCAUGAUUAGAAGCCUUAAACAUUGCAAACCUGCAAACAGGUCAUCAUCUCUAAGAGCAGUAAUAGUGGUCGAUUCACCAAGUCACAGCUGUGCAGUUGUACUGUAUUAUUUUUAGAAUAAAUAAUACUUUCGGUCCAAGAUACUUUUAUCAUUAAUUGACACCCUGUGGGGAAUCAAAACUGUUGAGCAAGUUAUGUAACAACUAACAAAGUUGCACUUUCUGUAUAUGAAAUCAAUAUUUAAAUAACUUAUUUUUCUCCAUUUGCUGUUCUUAAAUGAUGUAAGUAGCUGUAAUAUACCAGUACUCAAUAUGUCCUGCAGUUUGCUUCAAUCCAAGAAAGCUGUGUAUUGUAAAGGAAAAAAAAAGAAAAAACAAAUUAUGAAUGUGUAAAGAUUAUUGUGCUGUUUCAUUUAGCAAAAAAAAUGGUUGACAAAAGGGUUUUCCUGUGUAUCAAAACUUGUCUAUAAUUAUAUGUCAUACUGUUCAUAGAUAAAAAGUAAAUAAAUUUCCUUGGUCUCUCUC
Molecule: messenger RNA, 8932 nt
Organism: Myiozetetes cayanensis
Lineage: Eukaryota; Metazoa; Chordata; Aves; Passeriformes; Tyrannidae
Gene: SASH1
Product: SAM and SH3 domain containing 1
Molecular function (GO): protein binding
Source: RefSeq, a predicted model, not a curated record